GGACGCACCGAUGUUCCCCGAGGAGCCAUCACCGCCGAGUUCAGCGUCUGUCCCCGCUCCCGCAGCGACCUCUCUGCGGUUGGGGAGUUGGAGAGAACGGCCGGAGCUCCGUCCUUCCCCAGCAGGUUCCUGAAGCUGCGCAGCGAUCAGGCCUCGGGGAGCCCGCGGGGCCGGAGAGCGGGGGGCGCGGGGCCCCCAGCAAAGGGCACCCCGGGCAGCGCCUCCCGCGCACGGUCGAGCUCAGCUCUGAGGAAAGUGGCACAACUCGAAAGCAAAAUCAUGAAUCGGAAACAGCAGGUGGGAUUGCAAAGCGCUGAGCUGGGCCGGAAGGUUUUGGAUGAAGAGUCUUUCUCCUCUGCUUCUAGUCAUGAACACAGUGGGAGGGGCAAGAAAUACCUGAAGAGCUAUGCUAGAAACAGCAGAAAUGUGCCAGAGGAGGAGGAAAAUACCCAAAUCCCUAAAAAGAAUGUUAAACAGCAGCUUGGUUUGGACAGUGAUGAAGAGGAAAUGAGAGAACAGAUGGAGGGGUUUUCCAGUAGAAAUGAGAACCCAAGGAUUGCUGCAAGGGAUUCUAAAGGGGGUGGAAAGAGUAAGACUGCAGUUUCCUCAGGAAUACCUCCUCCAUCUCAUAAGAAAAUGUCACCAACAGAGGCAUUUAAAGCAUCUUCUUUUCAUAGCAAAGACUCAGAAAACAAUAUUUUUGGUGGAGUUAAUUCACCAACACCUUCAGCAGCCAGCAGAGACCUGUCAGCACAAGGGACUGUGAGGUCUCAAUCAUCUGCCUCUUCCCUGAAAGACACUGUGAAGAACACUCUGCCUAAAACAGGCUACAUCAAGCAAAGCCAAAUAUCACCUGGAAGUGACAAAAGUGACAUCAAGUCAUUAGAUGAAUUGUUCUUAGAUGCAGAUGAUGCAGAAGAUUCAACUACCAGCAGCUCUAAUGACUUCAGACUGAACAUACUGAGCCUUGAUGAUUUGGCACCAGAAACCACCAGUGAGGCAGCAGAAUUAAAGCAGGAAGGGACAGACAUUCAAAUCACUCAAGAAUCCAACAGAAAUCCAGAAAAAGAUGCAUUCCUGGUGGUAAAGGACCCAAUUUCUCUAAAAAUGACAAGUGCAGGAACUGGUGUGGAUGACUCUUCUGAAGAGGAGAUUGAAAAAACUGGGACUGAAGCUGAAAUCUCUGAGCAUUUAAGUGAAUUUUCUGCAGAUUUCCCUAGACACAAAGAGGAUUCUCUUGAUCGUGAUGAGAGAACUGUUAACUCAGAAUAUUCUGAUGACUUUGAAAGGUCUCUGUCUACAACAGACAGCAAAGCUGGAUGCAAAAUGUCAGAGGAACACUCUGAGAGCUGCACCUAUUCUGAAAAACAUCCCCCUUCAACAUCAUCACUUUUAUUUACCAGAGAGCAGCAUGACCAGGUACACAGAGUAACUGUCAAGGAAACUGCAGUUCAGACAGUGGAUCUUCCAUUCAGCUACUGCUGGUCACAGGCAACCGCCACUGCAGCGCUUGACCCCCCUGUAGGGAACAGCUACGUCGAUCCAGUACCUGUUGCCAGUCAUGUCAUCAGCAUGGAUGCAGUAGAAGCCCUGACAGCGUACAACCCCGCCGCUCUUGUUUUAAACUCCAUGUUGAAGCAGCACUUGAUGUUGACUCAGCAGUUCAUGGAGAACAUUCACCACCUUCACUUCUCCCUUGUGGAGUCACUGGAGAAGGAGCAGUUCCACUACCACACCCUGGAAGAGGCUAAAGAGUACAUCAAGAAGCACAAAUCCCCACCUCUAACACUUGAGCAGGCACGUGAAAAAAUCCAGAAAGCACAGGAGGAAAAACUGCUUUGA
Chaetura pelagica (chimney swift) is the source of this 1842-nucleotide messenger RNA. RefSeq names its product chromosome unknown open reading frame, human C19orf44. The transcript has 7 exons. The record is from RefSeq and is a predicted model, not a curated record. NCBI's taxonomy places the organism in Eukaryota, Metazoa, Chordata, Aves, Apodiformes, Apodidae. The annotation marks the transcript as partial.